CCCCCAAGGACACAACCAGAACUCCCGGCUUACAUUUUGUUGUGGUGGGGGUUGUUAAUGAAAUUAGAACCCCGUUUCCUUUAAAAAACAGUUUAACCUGAAGCCCGGAGCAUUCCUCAGCUUGGCGGGCCAGGACAUGGAGGAACUUUCCCACCACUUCGAGCAGGGAGACCCCACCCCGGAAUUCCUCCUCUGGGAGCCUGCAGAUCCCGACACACAGCUGGAGAGCUUCCUCCUGGAGUGCCUGGCAGAGCCCUCCCGGCCAGGGCCAGCGGGUGCUGAGCCGGACGAGCGCCCCGUCCAGCGCGGGCGGCCCCGGCAGCGCCGCGCCGCCAACCUGCGCGAGCGGAGGAGGAUGCUGAGCAUCAACUCGGCCUUCGAGGCGCUGCGCGGCCACGUGCCCACCUUCCCCUACGAGAGGCGCCUCUCCAAGAUCGACACGCUGCGCUUGGCCAUCGCCUACAUCGCCCUGCUCGGGGACAUCCUCCUGUCCGGCCGCCACCCCAAGGCCUACGUGGAGCAGUGCCUGAGGAGCGGCUUCCGAAGCCCCCAGCGGGCCGCCUGGAAUACGAGUGGUGAGCGAGGGAUGGGCGGUGUUUUAGUGGGGGGAGCAGAGGGAUCCUUGGGAUCGCCAGCGGGGCGGCCGCUUGUCACACCCAAACAGCUCUGAAACAGCACAGAAAUGAACCUUCAGAAGGAGGAAAUCUAAAUCAGGCUGCAGCAGAAAAGCACAAUUUGCCCUCACCCCCAACUUUCUUUUAAGGAGGAUCUUUUUCUUUAAAAAAUUGGAUAAAACACGCCUCCCCCCCACACCCCCACAAAAAAAAAAAAAAAAAAAAAAAAAAAAAAAAAAAAAAAAAAAAGCAAGUUGCUAAGGGAAUGGUUCCUUUUAAAAAGAGCAAAGAUUUUUAUUCUCAGAAUAUAUUUUUAGACUUUUUAAAAGAAUUCUGUGCAAAAGUUUUCAUUUCUGGUGGAGGCCUUAGAGAUUUUCUAUGUUUUCUUUAGAGGUUUUCUUUAGCUUGUACUUGGCUGUGAAAAACACCUGGGUUUGGACACAAACAGCAUUUAAUUUCUUAAAAUACAGACAUUCCAGGAACCCAGAGUUUCUCAGAGGUUACAGUUCAACAUAUGAACCAGGAUACACAAGACAGAGUGUUCAAAUUUCAUGCUAUUUUGAAAAUAUGGGGAAGUAAAUGCCUAUUUGCAAUUUAUAAUCUUAUAUAAUUAUUUCUAUUUUAAAGUGAAGGGCUGUUAUUCAGUUUUCUGUUCGGUUUGUACUUAAUCCCUGAUUUAGCUGGAAUGAAUUUGGGCCUUUCUUCCUCCAGAAUAUAUUUUUCAUCAGGCCACUGUGUGGUGAAGAUGGGAAAUUGCCCAAACUGCCAAACACAGGGCCUCAAUCUUAGAAGCCAACAGGUUUUGUGCUGCUUAGAGCAGGGAGGAGCAGAUGGGGGCUUCAGUAGUUCUCGGUACUUUGCAUUUUAAGUUAAUUAAUCCCCUUUCCAAGUCUAUAUGUUCCUUUGCAUGUAUAUAUACACGUACAUGUUCCUUUGGAUCUUGGAAAGGGGCCUUCAAAAUGAGCCUUCAAAAAUACGGCACAAGUAAAGAAAGAGAAAAGUCAGGGAAUAGAAAUAUUCCUCUUUCAUAUUACAGGGAAGUGCCAAAUGGACAGAGCCUGCAGAGGAAAAGCAAUCAUUUUACUUGAAAGGAAAAAUUAAUGGAGCCUUUUCUACUUUCCUAUUAAUUUCCAUUAUUACGACAGGAAAAAUGACUCCUGAUGUACCACUGAUUAUACCUCCCUUGACUACAGAAAAAAAUUACAUUUUAGUGGCCAGCUUCCCCCGCCUUUAACAGAUUUUAAACUACAGAAAUAUUUCUUGCUGGGAUCUCCCUUUUGCCACGCUUCCUCUCCUGAAGAGCUCCACUUGGAAAGAUCCAAUUGAAUGAGGCUCCUCUUCUGGAGAGGCUGCAUAGUUGACUUGUUAAAGGUUAAUUUGAAUGUUGAAAUGACCGUGUUUUCUUCUAUCCCUUGUGCAGAUCUGACAGCCCGCCUGUCCUGGGUAAAGUGGGAUUAAGGAAAGACCUUCAAAGGCAGCAAAACCUGAGGAGUGCUGGGUACCAGCUGCUCAAUUCCCAGCACUGCAAGUGAGAACCCUGCUCUAACGACCUCACUCAUUGUCCCAGAGCACUUCUCCACCACAUUUCCAGCACCCAGCCCCUUCCUCUGUUGAUUCAUCCCUCUCUGGGGCCUUGUGCUUUUCUUUCUCACUGCUGACAGACCUGCACUCACUUAAAAACAGCAAAACAUUAAAAACCAGUGC
Messenger RNA from Prinia subflava (tawny-flanked prinia), 2318 nucleotides. Its product is annotated as fer3-like protein. NCBI's taxonomy places the organism in Eukaryota, Metazoa, Chordata, Aves, Passeriformes, Cisticolidae. The transcript has a single exon. Gene Ontology annotation, molecular function: DNA-binding transcription factor activity, RNA polymerase II-specific; protein dimerization activity; RNA polymerase II transcription regulatory region sequence-specific DNA binding. Bases 137 to 670 code for a protein of 177 amino acids. Gene Ontology annotation, biological process: developmental process; regulation of transcription by RNA polymerase II. The record is from RefSeq and is a predicted model, not a curated record.